AUGCCAUCUUCGGCUCCGGUGCCCUCGACGGGCUUUCAGGCCCUCAUUCUAUGCGGCCCCGGCGUCUCUCUCAACACCUUCACAUCGAACCCGGAGGAGUACCCGAAGAGUCUCAUUCCUAUAGCAAAUAGGCCCAUGGUGUUCUAUCCAAUCGACUUUUGCAAACGAUCAGGCAUUACAGACAUCACAUUAAUUACGCCCCCAUCCUCCCUCGCCCCCCUUCAAGCUGCGCUAAAGCAAAACCCGCAUCUCACAUCGCUUCCUGCCCCCUCCGUGUCCGUCGUGGCCCCGAAAGACCUCGAAAUGACCAUGGGAACGGCCGAACUACUCCGUCUUCCGGAAGUUCAAGAAUGCAUCAAGACAGACUUCCUACUUCUUCCGUGCGACCUUAUAUGUGACAUCCCAGGUGAAUCUAUACUAGAGGCGUGGUUGGUCACUCAGGGAGCUCUGGGAGGGAACCCUGAUGGCCCGGGUGGGGAGCAAGGUGGCCGUCGCGGCGGGCUUGCCGUAUAUUAUCAGACAGUAGGUCGUGAGGAGAGUGUAAAGGGUGAGGCCACCGACUUUGUGGCUGUUGCGCCUCUAGGGCAGGAUGAAGCUCCGGUAGUAUCACAUCUCGUUGACGGACCGUCAGCCUUGCGCUUUGGUCUAUCAAAAUUACUCAUGUCAAUGCCUAUGGAUACUGUGAAAGAGAGGAUGGAACAGGAAAAGGGCUUUCUUGUGCGCCAUGCAUUAGUUCAGAAGUAUGCGCAGGUCAAGAUGCUGACUAGUUACCGCGAUGCGCAUCUCUACGUCUUUCCGUAUUGGGUCAAGGAUCUAGCUCGCCACCAGGAGAAGCUGGAAUCAGUGAGUGAGGAUCUUAUCGGCUAUUGGGCCAAGUCGGGGUGGCAAAAAGGUCUAGGGGAUAAGCUGGGCAUGAAUAAGAUCUUCCAUGAUCCUAGUCAGCAUGACAACAAAAGUCACGACGGCGACUUAGUGGAGGAUGAGAUUGACCUCAACGACAUAAGUUCUACAAAGGUCGGAAGUGCAGCUUCACACUCUGUGGAAUAUCCUCAAAUCCUCGCUUAUGUCCAACAAGGAUCGACACCAUUUGUCCGACGAGUUGACAGUUCAGCUAUCCUUCUGUCAACAUCACUUCGGCUGGCCAAGUUGGAAUCGAUUGAGGAAGUUGGUCGUCAGGCAGCAUCGCCUUUUGCGCAUAACCAGAAGGUUGCCCAUCCGGAGGGCGUAGCCCAACGGUGCACGGUUACAAAGAGUGACUGUUUGCUUGCUGAGAAUGUAACCGUGGAGCCAACAUGUGUCAUCAAGGAGAGUGUUAUCGGGCCCAACUGCCAUAUUUCCAGUGGCGCACGGCUCACUCGCUGCGUGGUUAUGGACGGAGCAGUAGUUGAGUCCCGGGCUCAAUUGACGGGUUGUCUCAUUGGCCGACGAGCUAGGAUUGGUCGUGAAUCCGUCCUCAAGGACUGUGAAGUGCAGGAUGCCAACGUCGUUCCGGAGGAAACGGAUGCUAAGAAUGAGAAGUUCAUGGUAUUCGAAGGUCUGGAUGAAGAAGGAGAUGAGGGAAUGGAUGAUAUGGAGGAUUUCGACGAUUGA
Molecule: messenger RNA, 1590 nt
Organism: Aspergillus luchuensis
Lineage: Eukaryota; Fungi; Ascomycota; Eurotiomycetes; Eurotiales; Aspergillaceae
Product: translation initiation factor eIF2B subunit gamma
Exons: 2
Coding region: 1-1590 (529 amino acids)
Biological process (GO): cytoplasmic translational initiation
Cellular component (GO): guanyl-nucleotide exchange factor complex; eukaryotic translation initiation factor 2B complex
Molecular function (GO): guanyl-nucleotide exchange factor activity; translation initiation factor activity
Source: RefSeq, a predicted model, not a curated record